Molecule: messenger RNA, 933 nt
Organism: Vicia villosa (hairy vetch)
Lineage: Eukaryota; Viridiplantae; Streptophyta; Magnoliopsida; Fabales; Fabaceae
Exons: 1
Coding region: 1-933 (310 amino acids)
Source: RefSeq, a predicted model, not a curated record
AUGAAUGAUCUGAUUGUUGGUAGUUUUAGCUUUAUUAUCCGCAAUGGUUAUAAUACUCCAUUAUGGUAUUCUAAGUGGUUGGACGAUAUAGCUUUGAAUGAGGCUUAUCCGGAUUUAUUUUUUGCCUCUCGCCUUAAAAAUGUGUUGGUGGCGGCCAUGGGAGGGUGGUCGGAGGAGGAAUGGAGGUGGGGGGAUUUAGGCCUUCCCGGUUCCGUGGUGGAUGAUCUGGUCCUAAGGGGUCUUUUGUUGUCUUUAAAGAGCCGCUUGGAGAAUUUCAAUGGUUGGUCGGGAGGUAAGGAUACAGUGGUUUGGAAUGGAAAUUCGGAGAGGGAUUUCUCGGUUGCUUCUUGUUAUGAGCACUAUGAAAAGUCUUUUAUUUCUUAUGGUCCCCUAAUUAAGCAUGCGGAAGCCUUUGAUCUUUUGUGGGAUAUGGAUGCUCCUUUCAAAAUAAAGGCUUUUGGUUGGAGGUUAUUUCACAAUAGGCUCCCUAUGAAGGACCUCUUGGAGUUCCGAGGUAUGUCUUUAUCCUCAGAAGAUUUAAAGUGUAUUUUUUGUGGCAUUAGUAAGGAGAGUAGGGAUCAUUUGUUUUUUGGUUGUUUGGUGGUGAAAAAUAUUUGGAAUGAUAUAGCUUUUUGGGUGGGUAAAGGGGUUUGUUACGAAGAAGAGUGUUUAUCGAAUUUUAUGGAUUGGCACUUGUUCUUUCAUAGUAAAUUGGUGUUGGAUAGAAAGUUGGAUAUUAUUUGGUUUGCAACAACUUGGUGCCUUUGGUUGGUUAGGAAUGGGGCUUGUUUUUGUAAAGAGGAUUGGAGUGUUAACAACGUUGUUUGGAACAUUAAGUUGUUGGCUUGGAGAUGGUCUUUUUGUGGGAAAAUUACUCAACCCAAUUAUUCCUUUUACGAGUUUUGUAAGGAACCGUUGUACUAUCUCUCGUAA